Emericellopsis atlantica is the source of this 1233-nucleotide messenger RNA. RefSeq names its product fungal chitosanase of glycosyl hydrolase group 75-domain-containing protein. Gene Ontology annotation, molecular function: chitosanase activity. The coding region runs from base 153 to 1091 and encodes 312 amino acids. The transcript has 3 exons. Lineage: Eukaryota; Fungi; Ascomycota; Sordariomycetes; Hypocreales; Bionectriaceae. The record is from RefSeq and is a predicted model, not a curated record.
AUCUUAUACAUCGCAUGGAUAUGCAGGACUUCUAGACGAAGCAUAAAGAUACAGAGCUUUGGUCGGAGUUCAAUGCCAACAUACUCAGCCAUACAUGUGGACUUGAACGGUCUCCCGAUUUUCGGAUUGUCGUGAAUUGUCAGUUGAAGACUAUGAGGCUAUCAGGCAUGCUCCUGGCCAUGCUGGCCUCCCCAUCUGCCGCUCUCAAGAUACCACCACACGUUCAACACUUCUACAACGAGCUCAGAAGCAAGUCCGACUGUCACAGGAAGCUCUCGACCGGAUUUCACAACUCGCAAUUCGAGCCAGGAAACAUGUCCUACUGCGGCGACCACCUAGAAUCCCACGGAAUCAUCUAUCUCCUCGGUCCUCAUGGGAAGCUCUCCAAUCUAGACAUCAACUGCGACGGCCACUCUUACCCUGCCCUCUCCGACCGCUGCCGAUCCCACGCCGCCAACAGAACCUUUCUCCCCUCCACGAGCAUCCGGUAUCUCAUCGAAGACUACGACGUAGGUAUCCCCGACCUCAACUCGCACAUCCACUCUUUUGUCGUCUUUGGAAACACGGGCCCCCCUGGCUGGGACACCUUUGACCCGCGCGAGUACGGCGUGGAGAGAGCCAGUCUCAUGAUUGUCGUGUGUGGAGGGCACAUGUUCUACGGUGUAUGGGGGGACACGAACGGCGCCCAUGGUCCGAGGGCGUCUGUCGGGGAGACAAGCUUGAGUCUGGCGACGGCGUGCUUUGGGGAGGGGAUGGGCGGUGGUGAUGAGGCUCACUCUUCGCAUGAUGAGCCUGAUGUGCUCUAUGUCGCCUUUACGGGACGUGAUGCUGUGCCCGGCAGGGCCGGGGCCAAGUGGGAGAGCGAUUCCUUUGAGGAGUUUCACGCAAGCAUCGAGCCGUUGGGGGACAGACUGAUGGAGAGGAUCGGCGAGAGUGCGUGCUCAUGGCCUGGACAUUGUGAAGGUGCCAUGUGUAGGGUUGCGCAGGAUUGUGCGGAUAAUCUGGUGUGCCUCCAAGGGGAAUGCGGCUGCUCGUGGCCUGGACAUUGCUUUGGUACGUCAUACAUCCUUUCUGGAGUGUUUGCGUGCUGAUGAGGACAGGGGCACAUUGUGAAAAGGCACAAGAUUGUGCUGACGCCAUGACAUGCGUCCGAGGCCAAUGUGCCUAGUAUAUGUAAACCGAUAUUCGUAAUUUGCUUGAGAACUAUGAAUGGUAUAGUGCCAAAUACAUCAA